This is a messenger RNA of Ricinus communis (castor bean), 1781 nucleotides long. RefSeq lists its product as uncharacterized. The transcript is spliced from 17 exons. NCBI's taxonomy places the organism in Eukaryota, Viridiplantae, Streptophyta, Magnoliopsida, Malpighiales, Euphorbiaceae. Gene Ontology annotation, cellular component: membrane; endoplasmic reticulum. The coding region runs from base 146 to 1540 and encodes 464 amino acids. The record is from RefSeq and is a predicted model, not a curated record. Gene Ontology annotation, molecular function: glucosaminyl-phosphatidylinositol O-acyltransferase activity. Gene Ontology annotation, biological process: protein localization to plasma membrane; GPI anchor biosynthetic process.
GAGAGUUUAGACGCGAAAAAAUAUAGGUAAAUUAAAAAAAGAAAAAAACUGAGAAGACCUUUCUUCUUUGAAUUCUUGCGACGAGAACUGAAGGCGGAGAUAGCCGUAAGAGCGAGAAUAGCAGCAGCUCCGAGUCAAGAGCUUAAUGGAUUCUUCAUCGAAUACUUUCAAUCCCAACAAACGCCUCAAAGAAGAAUUUGUAAGCAAUUUGAGUGGAUCUUCCAUGCUUGAAAUCGCUGCACUUUCCUCUGUUAUCCCUCUUCUCUUUGUUUUGCAACACUCCAUCUCAUCCUAUUACAAAACUGGUUGUGAUUUAUCAACCAAAAAAGAUGACAAUGUGCAGCCCCGGUCUAAGAGUUUGGGGAUUUACAUGGUGUUUUUAACCGUCGAUUUUCUUUUCAUUGUUUUGCUCACACUUUUGUUUUUGACUGUUCUAGCGGAUUGGACAUUUAUAUCGGCGAUCUUAUUGAUGGCACUCAUUUUCUCUAUUGCAGCUAAAAGGGCUGUAAGUUCUACCUCUAAUUCUCAAGGGUCCCUUUCUCUCAGGGCACAUGUUUCCUCAUACAGGGUUCUUGUGAUGGUUGUUACUUGCCUUUGCAUUUUGGCCGUUGAUUUUAGAAUAUAUCCAAGAAGAUAUGCUAAGACUGAGACCUACGGUACAAGUGUGAUGGAUCUUGGAGUUGGCUCCUUUAUACUGGCAAAUUCACUAGUUUCACGGCAAGCACGGAGUGUCUCUUUGGUGAACUUGAAGACUACUAUUCAAUCAGUUAGUCCACUGCUAUUUCUUGGGUUUGGACGACUUCUAUCCACUAAAACGGUGGACUAUCAGGUUCAUAUAGGAGAAUAUGGAAUGCACUGGAAUUUCUUUUUCACUCUAGCUGCUGUAUCAAUUCUUACCUCCAUGAUUAGAGUUCCUCCAAAAUAUUCAGGAAUUCUUGGUUUGGCAAUCCUGAUUGGUUAUCAAUUUUGGUUAAAUAAUGGAUUAAAUGGGUAUUUGCUUUCUAAUAAAAGGGGAGCAGGUAUCAUAAGCAAAAAUAAGGAGGGAGUAUUUAGCAUACUUGGAUAUUGGGGCAUGUACCUUCUUGGUGUCCAGUUGGGUUACCAUCUAUUCUUUGGAAACCAUCCCUCUGCUGCAAAUAAAAGCAAUAAUUGGGCGAGGAUCAGAGUCUUGUUUCUUUCAGUGCUGUUUUGGUUGAUAACCCUGUUUCUAGACAGGCAUGUUGAAAGAGUUUCCCGUAGGAUGUGCAACUUGGCUUAUGUCACCCUGGUACUGGCUCAAAACCUUCAGGUUUUGGCCAUACUAAUGCUCUCUGAUUUCAUUGCUGGAAGCAAAAUAUCAGUGCUUGAAGAAGCAAUUGAUCGGAAUUUGCUAGGCACAUUUCUUCUGGCAAAUGUGCUCACAGGACUGGUAAACUUAUCUGUGGAUACCCUGUUUGCCACAUCACCGGUAGCUCUAUUUAUCUUAAUUGUUUAUGCUUAUGUUUUAUCUAUCAUUGCUGGAAUUGUGCACUUUUCCGGUAUCAGGCUAAGAUUUUGGUAAGGGUGUUGAGAUAAUCUGAAUUUCUUGUUGCUGGCUGUGGAUCAAUGCUGUGAUGUUUUGAUAUAGCAGUUGGUGUUAGAAAGAAUUUCAGAACUAGGUUCUGUUCCAUUCUACAUGGCCAACAGCAAAUUGUACGUGCAACUCUGUUUUUGUCUCCUUUUUUUCUUUUUUCCUACUGUAAUAAUUUAUGUUGUAUAAUGUAGUCAAGUAGUUUAUAUAGAACAUGCUUAAUGAUUAUAUA